AUGUCUUUACCCAAGAGCCCUUCCUUCGAAUCCCUCCUCGCACUCACCCAAUCUGGUCCUUCUUCAGCACUUCUGAGUGGCCCAUCCGAUACGGAUUACCGCAGGCAACGCCUGCAGCGAAUUGGCAGCUAUACCGUAAUGCCCACAACACAAAAUCAAGUGGCAGACGAGGAGACCACUGCGUUACGCACGGUUCCAAGCCGCACUAGCUACGGGACAUUGCCCUCAGUUCGCCCGCGUCGCUCAACCACUAAAUCACUCGCUCAUCGCAUUCCUACUCUCACAGACACCCCUAUAGUACGUAAUGCAUCAGUCUCAGAUCCAGACUCUCCUCUGGCCUUCUCACCAACGUCUCUACGGGACACGUUCCGCCGCCGCAUCUCACAGCAGCGGCCCAUAUCUGCCUACGAUGCCCCGCUCGUAAACUCCAAAGUCAAUACUGCGGACGGUGACAUCGACGUUCGAAUAAACGGGUUUCGCGUAUGGUACACUUCGUUCUCGUCUAUUGACUGGCUACACGAUGCGAUCAAGGACUCGGUCCGGUUUGCACGACUCCGGCGCGGUAAAUCCAUCCGCUCCCGGGUCCGACUUGCGUUCGACAAGAGUCUUGGAUGGAUCAUUGUCACUGUUGUCGGGUUCAUCACUGCCAUAGUUGCAUUUCUUGUCCUCCGUGCAGAACAAUGGUUGUUUGAUAUGAAGCAGGGCUAUUGUAGGACUACGUGGUGGCAUGCGCGAUCGUUUUGCUGCCCUCAGACUGAUGAGUAUGGGGCCUUGGAGGACCUUUGUCCCGACUGGCGGACCUGGUCAGAUGUAUUCGCAUCAUGGACUGGCAGCAAAUCGGGAGGUGACAACAGUGUGGUGCAGUAUGUCGCGUAUACAAUCAUUGCGGUUUUAUUGGCCAGUACUUCAUCACUCCUCACAAUCUAUCUCACAGCGUCAACGUCUUUUGUCACCCGUAAAGAAUCCGGGGUUCUUUCCCCGGGAUUUGACAAGAGUGAUGAACAGAACCAGUCAAACUCCUUGCAACCCAAACGACAAGUCCUUUACUAUGCUGCUGGGAGUGGGAUUCCGGAGAUCAAGACCAUUUUGUCUGGUUUCGUCAUCCAUGGUUAUCUUGGUGGGCGCACGCUAUUUACUAAAGCGGUCGGACUGGCUUUGUCAGUUGGUUCGGGACUGUCUCUUGGCAAGGAGGGGCCUUUCGUCCACAUCGCGAGUUGCAUAGGCAACAUCGUCAGUCGUUAUCAUAGCAAGUAUGAAAAUAAUGAAGCCAAACGUCGUGAGAUACUCAGCGCCGCGUGCGCAGCAGGUGUUGCUGUUGCAUUUGGAGCUCCCAUUGGCGGUACCCUGUUUAGCUUGGAAGAAGUUUCUUAUUUCUUCCCGCCGAAGGUUAUGUGGAGAAGCUUUUUCUGCGCGAUGAUAGCGGCCAUAACUCUUCGGUUCCUUAAUCCUUUUGGAACUGGCAAACUUGUAUUGUUCCAGGUUACUUAUGACAAGGACUGGCAUGCAUAUGAACUGAUAUUUUUCCUCCUACUCGGCGUUCUGGGAGGAGUAUAUGGCGCGUACUUUUCCAAGCUGAACUACCGUUGGAGUCGUUACGUUCGUGGCGGAACAUGGCUCAAGGCGCAUCCAGUAGCAGAAGUCGUUCUUGUUACCCUUGCAACCGCUGUCUUGUGCUUUUUAAAUCCUUAUGCACGCAUGGGGGGCACAGAACUUGUUUACAAUCUCUUUUCAGAAUGUCGCACGGGCAACCAAAACAUUCAUUUUGAUUUGUGCGUCCUGGAUCCAAGCAGUUUCGACCGUGUCUGGCCCAUCGUGCGAGCGAUCCUUGUUGCUAUGAUAGUCAAGGGUUUCCUGACCAUAAUAACAUUUGGCAUCAAACUGCCAGCUGGGAUUUUUAUACCCACCCUCGGAGUAGGUGCAUGCGCUGGACGGAUUGUUGGCAUCGGUGUGCAAUGGCUUCAGUACCAUCACCCGAAUAGUGCCGUCUUCGCUGUGUGCGAAGGUGAUAUGGACUGUGUCGUGCCUGGCCUGUAUGCAAUGGUGGGAGCUGCAGCGGCCUUGUCUGGCGUCACGAGAACGACGGUGUCAUUAGCGGUCAUCAUGUUCGAGCUUACCGAUACCCUCACGUAUGCUGUUCCUGUGAUGCUGUCUGUUCUGGUUGCCAAGACUGUAGCCGAUGCUCUAGAACCCAAAGGGAUUUAUGACUUGGUUAUCGAGCUAUCUCAACUUCCAUACCUAGAUGCUAAACAUGAAUACUUGUGGUCGAAUCUGUCCAUCAAGGAAGUGGCCGAUCGAGAUGUGGAUGUUAUCAGGGUCGAUCGCCACAAUACCGUCGAAAGUCUUCGGGACCAAUUGCAAUCACUUCUGAAUGCAGAGCAUGAUGACAGUGGUUUCCCCAUUCUCAGGCCAAAUCGUGACGGAGAUGGGAUGCGCAUGAUUGGUUAUAUUGGUGCUAGCGAACUCGAGCACGCUCUCGCCGUCGUAGCGGAGGAAGCAACCGAAGAAGUUCGUUUCCACACUACGUAUACGCACGAGGAAUAUCUGGCUACUUCAUAUUCGUCCUGGGCGGAAGAGGUGAGGCAGGGUGGAGACGAUCCAUUCGACUUCAGUGUAUAUAUGGAUCAGGCGCCGUUGGCGAUUCAGUCCAAUUCGCCUUUGCAGCUCCUUCACCAAUUCUUCGUCAAGCUUGGCGCUCGUUAUGUUAUCGUGACGGACACUGACGGCGACUAUGAGGGCGUAAUCGCCAAGAAGACAUGGCUAGCAUUUCUCAGCCAAUUGGAGGAGAAAUCAUGA
Suillus paluster is the source of this 2793-nucleotide messenger RNA. RefSeq names its product chloride channel. The transcript is spliced from 17 exons. Gene Ontology annotation, cellular component: membrane; early endosome; Golgi apparatus. NCBI's taxonomy places the organism in Eukaryota, Fungi, Basidiomycota, Agaricomycetes, Boletales, Suillaceae. The record is from RefSeq and is a predicted model, not a curated record. Gene Ontology annotation, molecular function: voltage-gated chloride channel activity. Bases 1 to 2793 code for a protein of 930 amino acids. Gene Ontology annotation, biological process: transmembrane transport; chloride transport.